UCAUGCUCCCAAAAUGGGACAUAAAGUGGUCGUAUUUGACGUUUCUGUCAUCAGAGCCUUGUGGGAAACUCGUGUCAAGAAGCACAAAGCUCGGCAGAAGCAGGAAGAAGAAAGGCUGGAGAAAAGCGCAUUGGAAAAGAUAAAGGACGAGUGGAACUUCGUGGCUGAGUGCAGAAGGAAAGGCAUCCCCCAGGCCGUGUACUGCAAGAAUGGCUUCGUAGACACCAGUGUGCGGCUUCUGGAAAAGAUCGAAAGGAACUCUCUCACGAGGCAGACUUCACUUUCCAAGGACAGAGACAAACGGAGCAGUCCGUUUGUGUUUGAACUUUCGGGGGAACACUGGAAGGAGCUCCCAGAGACGCUGAAGGAGCAGACCCACCUGAAAGAGUGGCACAUAAGCAACACCCUGAUUCAAAUCAUUCCUACAUAUAUUCAGCUCUUUCAAGCCAUGAGAAUUCUGGAUCUGCCAAAAAACCAAAUCUUGAGUCUUCCCUCUGAAAUUGGUUGUUUGAAGAACCUGAAGGAACUCAAUGUGAGUUUCAACCAUCUGAAGAGCAUUCCUCCAGAACUGGGAGAUUGUGAAAAUCUAGAGAGACUGGAUUGUUCUGGAAAUCUGGAAUUAACCGAGCUCCCCUUUGAAGUAAGAAAUAAAC
Molecule: messenger RNA, 653 nt
Organism: Galeopterus variegatus (Sunda flying lemur)
Lineage: Eukaryota; Metazoa; Chordata; Mammalia; Dermoptera; Cynocephalidae
Product: leucine-rich repeat-containing protein 2
Exons: 4
Molecular function (GO): protein binding
Source: RefSeq, a predicted model, not a curated record